GGUCACACUACUCCGUAAUCAUGGCGCUGAUGUUCUCACAAACUGCUCGCAUCAAGAAAGCUGUAGCACUAAUCAAUAACAUAGAUGCUGCCAAGUUCCCUCGGUUACUCUCCAGAAUUUUACAGAAACUGCAUCUCAGAGAUGAAGAUUCAUUUUCCGAGGAGGAGCAGGAAAAACUGCAAAGUGCCCUUGGCCUCGAGGGAAAAGACUUACAGCUGGUCCUGGAAACGACAGCGUUCAUUCUAGAGCAGGCUGCCUAUCACAUAGCCAAACCAACAGUGCUGGCCCAGCAACUGCAGAACAUAGGGCUGGAAGAGGAUAAGGUUUCAGUCUUUGUGAAGGCAUGGACCUCAAGUGGAAAGGGGGUCGUAGAGAAGCUACGGCAGAGAACGUUGGCACCCAAUCAGUUGGAGGAGGUGAACUGGAGGUUGAAUCUCCAGAUGGGGCAGGCCAGCCAGACCAAGAUGAAGCUGCCCAACGCCAUGUUCGAGCUGGUUGCCUCAGGCCAAGAGGCGGGGAGCAAGGACAAGAUCAAGCUGGAGUUCAGCCACGACGAGCUCUACCAGUUCUACAACAAGUUGGAGGCAAUACAGGGACAACUUGACUCACUGAGCUGAAACCUGUUCGGAAAAGCCCGUCAGCAUCUCAAUCCAGGUCUUGCUUUUUGAGACGUGUAUAUCUCUCCUGAAGGAGACAAGGAAACUUAAUUGCUCUGAAUCAGAAAAACAAAAAAAUUCCUCUCAAGUGUAAGGUGUUGAGUUUAAUUUGUAAUGGGUUUAAUAGGCAUGAUUCAACACACCGUGAAACUGUUACCAGAGGGCUUAAAUUGACGCAGGUGUUUGCUGCAUUGUGGCAAAAGUGUCAAUGUCACUUGGAUGGUCUGCCAGUUUCAAAGCACAAGAGCCAGCCAGGUGACCCUUAAGCCAGAAGUAGGGGGCACAUGAUGGCGUGAACAACUCCUCCCCUUGGUUAUCUAGAAAUUGGUGUAAGAGUCAAGUUUUUCGGUUGAAAACUGAAUUCUGGUAAAGUUUCAUGGCCCAAUGUGUAUGUGAAGCACUUACUCAAACUUUGUAGUGGUUUGGAGGAAGAGGAUUAACAAAGUAUAUUCUAUCGUUUCUUUUCAUUUUCUGGAAAGAAUUUAAUUUAAAAAAUUUAUGUAUAGGUACCAUUAGUGAAUGGUGACUUAUUCACAGCAUUAAAUCACUGUUGAGGCAAAAAAUGAAGGCUGCACUUUUAGAAACAAACCUUUUAUAUCGUAACAUUUAGGUUGUACGUAAAGAACAGCUUCUCUGUCCACCUACAGCGCACAGGGCCAUCCAAAUCCAUUAUGUAAAUAAAUGUAUAGAUUUUUAUACUAUUAAGAAUUAUUAGUCGUGAUAAAAGCAUGAAUCGACUGAGUUUAUUACACUCUGGGAACUUGUCCAAGAAAAGGCUAUUGGGGAAUGUAAUGGGGAACUGAAAUACCUUGGGAGGGGCUCCAAACAGAUGCAUUAACCUCGCCACAGGACACUUAAAUUCCUUUUCUUUGCUCUCCUUUUAGUUUUUCAUAAUUCUGCACAUUGUAUAAUAUUCCAAUGCAGUCAUAAGGCGACAACUCAUGGUUCAUGUUCAGUCUGUCAUGACUGACACAAUUUGCAAAAAAGAGACACCACACUGUACCAUUCUCUUUUUCGCUGCUUUUUUUUUCAAUUAUUUCUUUUAUUACACAAGAAAAGUGUGAGUGCCAGGGAGACCAGCUUUUACAAGUACAUAGCUUACGUUACUCGUAGAAUGACAAAAGCUACAGCUGUGUAAUGGGUGAUUUACUAUGUACAAUUUCUCAGUGGAUGAAAGAUAAAUCAAAUGUUGGAAAUCGAA
This is a messenger RNA of Acanthaster planci (crown-of-thorns starfish), 1857 nucleotides long. It is a transcript of the gene commd10, whose product is annotated as COMM domain containing 10. NCBI's taxonomy places the organism in Eukaryota, Metazoa, Echinodermata, Asteroidea, Valvatida, Acanthasteridae. The record is from RefSeq and is a predicted model, not a curated record.